UGAGAGCGCGCGUAGAGGCGGUCCGGCUGGCUGUCUCAGUUUCUGUUAUCGCUUUUCUGUUGCUACCCUCAGUUAAAUAGCGAGGAGACGAGAGCGAGCCGCGGCCGAUUCGGAUAUCGUUUUCACCUGGGAAAAUCAUAGCGUGAUCAGCAUCGACGGCCGCUCGACAGGGCCAGGAUGUCUAGCGAGGUGCAGCGAGUGGACGACAGCCCCAGCACCAGCGGGGGCAGCUCGGACAUCGAGCAGCGCGAGUCGGCUCCCCCGGAGCAGGAACGGGCCGAGCGGGGCGAUCGGGAGCAGGUGCAGCCCAAGAAGAAGGAGACCAAGAUCUCCAGCAAGACGGCCGCCAAGCUCUCCACCAGUGCCAAGAGGAUCCAGAAGGAGCUGGCGGAGAUCACACUGGACCCACCACCAAACUGCAGUGCUGGUCCUAAAGGUGACAAUAUCUAUGAGUGGCGGUCCACCAUUUUGGGCCCCCCAGGAUCUGUCUACGAGGGAGGGGUCUUCUUCCUGGACAUCGCUUUCACCCCUGACUACCCCUUCAAACCACCAAAGGUCACCUUCCGCACGAGGAUCUACCACUGCAACAUCAACAGCCAGGGUGUCAUCUGCCUGGACAUCCUGAAGGACAACUGGAGUCCGGCGCUCACCAUCUCCAAGGUCCUCCUGUCCAUCUGCUCCCUGCUCACAGACUGCAACCCAGCUGACCCUCUUGUCGGAAGCAUCGCCACGCAGUAUUUGACAAACAGAACAGAGCACGACAGAAUAGCAAAACAGUGGACGAAGAGAUACGCCACAUAGAUCUUGCUCCAGAUGCUCCUGCGGCCACCCCGUUUCUUUCCUCAACACCUCAGCCCCAUCCCAAAACUCUCCGUCGCCCAACCCCCUCCCCUCCCCUCCCUUCCCCUCCUGACCUCCUUCUGUAUCUCUCUCUCUCUCUACCUCUGUCCCCUCUUGGUCAAAGCACACUCCCUGGGUAGAAGUCAAACUAGUCCCUCCUGUCCUCUCCUGUUGCUUGUGGCAUCUUGCCUCAAUUGUCACCCCACCUCCAUGAGGAAAACAAUGAGGUUUCCCCUCUGUCAACGUAGGCAGAGCAACUUUAGCUGGGGGGAUUUAUCCAUUUGACAUCCCGAUUGUUAAUGAGAUCAUGUCUUUUGAAUUGGGCUUUUGCGGGAUAUUGCAUAAAGCUUUGACCAUUGAUGACAUCGAGCCACGUGUCACAAGACCACAAGUUACUGAAAAGGAUGGGAGGAACUAGUUUGAGUUUCAACCCCCAAGUGCAGCCCACCUCCCCCACCCCCACCCCUGGGCCUCUCCCUCUUUGACCUCUGUUGACCUUUCUGUGAAGAGAACUGUUCUUUUUUUGUUCCUUGUUGACUUGAAAGCUUCUUUUUAUACAAAGAGUAGUUUUGGGAUUUUAUUUUCCGAUUAUCUGAAUGUUGGAGUUACCCUUGGAGAGGGGGAGUAAAACUACAAAAAAUAAUAAUUAUUGCCCCUCGAUUUAAUGUAUCUAUAUCUCUUUUUGCUUUUUAAAGUGUACUUUGUAAAAUGUUCUGUUUAUCUACGAUAAAAGUGUCUCAUAUUAAUCCAGAAAACCAAUGUGUUUUUUUAUUUGUCACAAUGUAUGAAAUGAAUGGCAUUGGCAUCAGUUCUACCAGUGUUCAUACUCACCGAUUUUGGCUUGCCAGAGGGUUGACAUCAUGAAAUUCCCUGAUGAUGUUUUCGCACUAUAGCCCAAAUCUACUCACAACAGACAACUGGCUCAACUCUCUACCUACUCACCUACCGGUAGGGUAUUCUAAGAACAUGGUGAAGUGGUAAACUUUGACCUACAGGAAGUGGUAACAUUGCUAAUAGAUGGCCCACAAUGAGGACUUCUACGCUCUUCUAUUAGAUGAUUUACCACUACCUCAUUGUUGACUCAACCUGGUUUACUACUAAGCCAGGUUCUCGGAAUACCUCCGGGCAGGGUGCGAUUUGUUGAAGAACCAGAAGGGGGGAUAAGUUUCAGAUUUUAAGCAUUAUAAAUGGAGUAACAUACUGCAAAUAUUCAAAUCCUGUAGGAAAAUUGGAGGUAUUAAAACCAGAAGGGGGGACAAUCCCCCCCAUCCCCCCCUACAAAUCGCACCCUUCCUCCGGGAAAUCUUACACACAAAGUGCACACUUUUCUGGAACAAGUGCAUAUUAUAGUUUAUUUUGAUUUUACCAUGGUGGUUUUGUCUUUCUUUCUUUUCUUUUUUUAAAUGGAGUUCUUUGCAUGUACUAUGGUGGAACAGCUUAUUCUCCAGCGACUUCAUUCUUUUUAAUUGUUUUGUUUUGUAUGUAUUUUAAAACACGCGCUUAGUGCAGUCAACAGGUUAGACCUUCACCUGUUGGGGAAAAGUGACCAUGUACAUUUACAUAAUGUAUUAGCAACUGGCCAUCUCUGAUCGUCUGGCAGAGGGGUUGUGCACUUGCUUUACUAAAAACACCCAAUAAAACACUGUGGUUGAACUGUA
Engraulis encrasicolus (European anchovy) is the source of this 2498-nucleotide messenger RNA. RefSeq names its product ubiquitin-conjugating enzyme E2 E2-like. Gene Ontology annotation, cellular component: nucleus. Lineage: Eukaryota; Metazoa; Chordata; Actinopteri; Clupeiformes; Engraulidae. The transcript has 6 exons. The record is from RefSeq and is a predicted model, not a curated record. Gene Ontology annotation, biological process: protein K48-linked ubiquitination. Gene Ontology annotation, molecular function: ubiquitin conjugating enzyme activity. Bases 178 to 801 code for a protein of 207 amino acids.